CAGCCAUCAGGCAACCACUUCUGAUGUCAAGGAGAGAAGGGGUGGUCUGAAUUGUAGAGACAGGCUAAAACCUUUGAACAUUCAUCUCUCAUUAUUCAUCAGAUGAACUCUGACCAAGAGUCCUUUAUGAUGACUAAAUGGACAACUCUCCACUGACCCUUGACUGAUCCUACAGCACCCCCACCCCACAGCAUCAUGGGGGACAUAGUCCAGAUGCACUUCAGUACUGUGGAUUAUGUGAUUUUCGUUGUGCUGCUAGUAGCCUCUGCUGGAAUCGGGCUUUACUACGCCUUCUCAGGAGGUUGCCAGAGGACCACACAAGAGUUCCUGCUGGCCGACCGCAGCAUGCGCUGCCUUCCCGUGUCCCUUUCGCUGCUGGCCACGUUUCAGUCAGCCGUGGCCAUCCUGGGCGCCCCUUCUGAGAUUUACACACACGGCACUCAGUACUGGUUCCUCGGCUGCUCUUACUUUUUGGGCUUGCUCAUCCCUGCACACAUUUUUAUUCCGGUUUUCUAUAGGCUCCGCCUCAGCAGCGCAUAUCAGUACCUGGAGCUUCGCUUUAGUAAAAGUGUUCGGAUUUGUGGCACUUUGACCUUCAUCUUUCAGAUGGUGAUCUAUAUGGGAGUGGUCCUCUAUGCCCCAGCGCUUGCACUUAAUGCAGUAACUGGUUUUGACCUUUGGGGGGCAGUGCUGGCUAUGGGAUUGGUGUGCACACUGUAUACAGCACUGGGUGGUCUGAAAGCAGUAAUCUGGACAGAUGUGUUCCAGACAAUUGUGAUGUUUGCUGGGCAGCUGGCUGUGAUCAUUGUGGGUACACACCAGGCAGGUGGCAUCGCUGAAGUAUGGAGGAAAGCACAAAAUGGCAGCCGUAUCUCAGGCCUUGACCUGAACCCUGACCCUUUGGAGAGGCACACAUUCUGGACUCUGGGAGUGGGGGGUGUAUUUCUCAUGCUGGCCCUAUAUGGGGUGAAUCAGGCUCAGGUCCAGAGAUACCUCAGCUCCCGCACAGAGAAAGAGGCCAUUAUGUCAUGCUAUGCAGUGUUUCCAUGCCAACAGAUCGUGCUUGCAUUGGGCUGUUUAAUGGGUCUGGUUAUGUACGCUCGCUAUGGAGAGGAGAGCCCCCUGGAUCAAGGCUAUGUCACAACGAAUGACCAGAUGGUACUGUACUUUGUGAUGGAUGUGUUGAGAGAUCUGCCUGGCUUGCCAGGACUGUUUGUUGCCUGCCUGUUUAGUGGAGCUCUCAGCACAAUCUCAUCUGCAUUCAACUCCCUGGCAACGGUUACCAUGGAGGACCUGAUAAAACCUCAUGUCCCAGCCAUGACUGAGGCCCGAGCCACUCUGCUCUCUAAACUCUUGGCUCUUGCCUAUGGGCUUGUGUGUCUGGCUAUGGCAUACAUCGCCUCUCUAAUGGGCUCUGUGCUGCAGGCAGCACUCAGUAUAUUUGGGAUGGUGGGGGGCCCUCUUCUUGGCCUUUUCUGUCUUGGGAUGUUUUUUCCUUGGGCCAAUUCCACUGGGGCUCUGGUUGGGCUGGCAGCAGGGCUGGUCAUGGCUUUCUGGAUCGGUAUUGGCAGCUUUGUUUCAAAAAUGUCUGCAUCUGUGCCACCUAUAAUAAAUGCCACUGUCAUGCCUGAUGUGGGAAACAUGACAACAGCUGUCAUGACAACACUCAUCACAAGUAAAUCCAGGCCAUCUGGAGUUCAGGCUUUAUAUUCAUUAUCAUACAUGUGGUACAGUGCUCAUAACUCUGCUACUGUUGUGGUGGUGGGACUACUGGUCAGCUUCCUCACAGGGCCCAUGAAGGAGGAGGAGUUGAACCCAGGCACAAUUUACCCUGUACUGGGCAAUCUGCUAUUUUUUCUGCCCCAACGCUACAGGGAGAAACUCUGCUGUGUUACCCCACUGGAUGACAAGUCCAAAGGUCUAGAUCAACAGCCUUACCAGAUGGCUCAGAAAGAGAGCAAUGGUGUUGCCUGCAUAAAAGAGGAAGACAAGCUCAGGGAAGAGGAAGGAGAACAGAUAACUGCCCAGCCUACUUGUAACCUGGCCCACAUGGUGCAGGAAACAGCCUUGUGAAAGCUCCCACACUGUGUCACAGUUCACAAUACUAAAGGGUCACUUAGUCUCCCAAAGGCUCUAGGAACCAGUCGGAGGAAAACGUCAGUUAUAAUGCCAAAAUGGCAUGCUAAUAUUCAACCUCAUUGUUCCCUCAUGCUGAAUUGGGUUUGAUGGAUUUAGAACCCUAAGUCCAUAAGCAGUUGUGUGUAUUGUGAUGUCAUAAAAGGGCCCUCUGCAAUAUUUAUAUGCUGUGCCCCAAACUGCCAAUGGUGGAGGUAAUAGGAUGUCUUGUUUAUAUGUGGUACUUUAUGUCAUGGGUGAUGUCUUGAAAUGUUGCAUAAUGUUUGAGAUUCUGUGAACUGUAUUAAAACAUGCUAGGAGAUGAGGUUGCUCGGACGUGACCAUACCCAAGCAGUUGUUUAAUCUACACUUUUUGAAACCAGUUUACAUGGCCUAAUUUUAAUCUCAAGAGCACAUGAAUACUCAAUAUUUGAAUAUUGUUGGGUCAUGAUUAGUGGUCGACCGAUAUGUUUUUUUGUAAUGGCAAUAUCCAGACAGCGGGGUGGCCAAUGGCUGAUAUACUGACAGUGUAAUUUAAUGAUAGCAAAUAUAAUAUAAACAAAAUUGGUGAAUGUAACACUUAUUUUUCUCAAUAUUUUCCCAUUGACAAGGCUGUCAGUAGAUUUUGGAUAUGACACUAGGCGGAAUGACCACUUCUGUUAAAAGGACAGCUCACUCAAAAAUAAAAAUUCUCUCAUGCCAUCCCAGAUGUGUAUGACUUUCUUUCUUCUGCUGAACACUUUCUAACUGUUUCUUACCCACACCUAUAAUAUCCCUUCUGAAUAAAUGGAUUUAACCACUGAAGUCAUAUGGAUUACUUUUAUGCUGCCUUUAUAUGCUUUUUUGGACCUUCAAAGUUUUGGACCCCAUUCACUUGCAUUGUAUGGACUUACAGAGCUGAGAUAUUCUUCUAAAAAUCUUCAUUUGUGUUCAGCAGAAGAAAUAAAAUCAUACACAUCUGGGAUGGCAUGAGGGUGAGUAAAUGAUGAAGGAAUUUUCAUUUUUGGGUGAGCUAUCCCUUUUACUUUAUUGGCCCGAUAUUGUCUAAUUAAUUGGCCGGGCCGAUAUAUCGGACUGUCACCAUUCAACAUGAUAUACUCUAAGUGUACGCACAAAGCGAAAAAAGCACUCUUAAUGUCAGGUUUGUGAUGGGUGGUUUACGUCAAGAUAGACCACAGUUUGCACAAUUCCUCAAACUUUGACAGAGAGUAGUCAUUUAAUGUCUGUGCCAUUCGAGGUACGUUUGGGGUUUUUCUCUCCCAGAGAGUUUAUUUCGUCCAAAGUUCAUUACCAUUAGCCUUUCAUUUUGUUUGCCUUUGAAAGUGCAAUGGUUAAUGUGUUUGUUCACAAAACCAAGCUCAAGUUUACAGCACAUGAAGAAUUGCCAAUAUUUCAAAUGCAAAUGUAGUAAAAGUUCAACUUGGCAUUCACGAAGAGACCAUCUGCAUUGAAGAUAUGUCAUAAUCGUGAUAGAUGUGAGAUACUGUGUUUAAUCUAAUGCAUGUUGAAUCUAUAGUUUCCUCUCUCUCAGUGAACUCUCAUUGAAGCCCAUCGUUUGUGAUAAGUGCCUCCUCAUAUGAAUGUAUGAUGUUUGUAGUUUUGUGACUGGAGUCUUGCUUUAGUUUGCCAUUUUUAACUUAACCCAAGUGGAGCAUGGCCCCACUGAUAGGAUAGUUUUUAAGCAUCUUAAAUUAAUUUAAAAAAUCUGAUUCUAUUGAUGCUUUGUAGUUUAAAAGUCUGGCUAACUAUCCAUUUAGCAUCUCAAAAAAGCUUGAAAUUUGUCAGGAUCAAAUAUUAUUUUGGUGCAGAUGAUUAUGAAGGAAACAGUCAAACAAGAGUUUAUAAAGUUCUAAGUUUAAAAAUGUUCUUCGUGAUUUAGACAUGACAAUUAAAUGUUAUAAUGCCACUGUUGUAUUUGAUAUAAAUCUUAGAUAUAGAAUUAAGGAUGCUUGUUAUUACAGUAUCAAGAGUAGAGACUAACUGCAUAGAAUUGAAACCCCUUUGGGAAGUUUCUGACCAUAAUUCUCCGUAUGAAAAAUUUCAUGAGUCUUUAAUGCAUAUGGAUUGAUAUUGUUGCACUUGUUUCUUGUAAUUUGAUUGUUUCUUCUUGUUGUUAUAAAUGUCGUUUGUUAUGCCUUUAUAACAUGCUUUGCUGUCUAUUCCAAAUUCAGACCUCAGUAAGCCAUACCAUUUGUAGUUGCUAUAUUAGAAAUUAGUUGAAUUCCAGAGUCUUGUAUUGUGCCUGUGAAAGAAAUUAUAGCCUUCUCUUAACCAUCACUAUCUCAGAAGCACAGACAGUCAGUUAUAUUUUCAGUUUAUGUGGUGUGGGUCAACAUGUCGUGCUUGCUUGUAAAAGUCGCUCAUUUGUUUCUAGUUUAUUUUUGUCUUUAUUGUGGGCAUUUGUCUCCAAACAAUUAUCUUAUGUGUAAUCAUGUCCAUUAUGCAUCAAGGGGUUUUACCUCCUCUCACUUAACUAAAGAUCAUUCUGCAUUUUAUAUAGGUUCCAUGCCUUUAGAAAUAUACCGAUAGGGAAAAAGUGACUGAACUGCGACAGCUAUUUUGACUAACAGUAUUAGAUGCAAAACUGGAAAUUGGUUGAUUGGGGGAUCCUAGAAUUUUGGCAGCAGUUUGCAAUGAAACAUACAAUUAUGAUAGUUUAAUAAUGUAUUUAAUGUUCAUCAAAUUUAAACUGAUUUUAGAUUUCUUAAAGGAAUUUUCCGGGUUCAUUACACUCAAUCAUCAGAAUUUUUGGCAUAAUAUAGAUUAACAUAAAAAUUUAUUUUGACUUGCCCCUCCUUUUCUUUAAAAAAGCAAAAAUCUGGGUUUCCAGUGAGGCACUUAAAAUGGAAGUGAAUGGGGCCAAUCCGUAAACAUUAAAAUACUAAUUGUUUCAAUAGUAUAGCCACAAGACUUAAACAAUAUGCUUUUUAACAUGAUUUAAGUGUGAUAAAAUUGCUUACUAACCUUUUCUGUGUAAAGUUAUAUACAGUUUUACAUCCGUGACGAUGGAAUGUCAGCAUACUAAAAGCCUAAAACGACUGUAAAAAAAUAUGAUUUAAACAACUUUACAGCUCAAAUAAUACAUGAGUUUUAACAGAAGAAUUAAUGUAAGUGCUUUUAUACAAUUAUAAGCUUCACAUUUCUGCCUUUUAAACCCUCCCAAAAUUGGCCCCAUUCACUUCAAUUUAACCUCAAUUUGUGUUUUUUUUUUUUUUUUUAUAUAUAUAUAAAGAAAAAGAAGAACGAAUCAAAAUUAUUUUUUGUGGUAAUCAACAUUAUGCCACAAAUGCUGUCUAUUGAGCUUAACUUGUAUUGAACCUGGAAUAUCCCUUUAAAACACAAUGACACUCAUUCUUAAUCCAUGUCAGUUCAAUCUGUAGAUUAAUAGCUUGAAAACCAUUUAUUUCUGGUCUGAAAAUAAUAAGAAAACAAAUAUAUUUUUGGGCUGGAUUUUGGUAACUUGAGCAUUCCGAUCAAAAAGGGUCCACUAUAAAUUCAUAGUUCAGAUCCAUUUAUUCCAAAGCAAGUGUCUCUGUUCAUUUUUUACAGACAUGUUUUCACCAUUAGUAUCCUACAUAUUUGUAAACUGGAUGAAUUGCAUGUUAAGCUGCCAUUUGUCACACCUGAAAUUACUUGAAUUAUGUGUGUUAAAAUGCUUUCUUAAAACACCUGAAUCUAUAAUGAUGUAGAGCACUUGCAUUUACAAACUGAAUCUUUCAUUCUAGAUUGUUCCGUUGAACAUUUGCCUUUCUCCUAAGAGCAUAAUUUCCUUUGAUUGAUGAGGGAAGGAAAUCUAUUGCCACAGGCAGGGAUACAAUUAUUAUAAACUAUGCUGUCCUACAAUCUUAAGCUGUGUAACCCUGAGAAAAUCAACCGUAGGUGAUCUAUAUGGAGAAAAAAAAAAAAAAAAAUCACUGAUCUGUACUGUGAGAAUUGUUUUCUAUGACAUUUUUAAAUACUCAUUUUAUAUGGAGAGUAAGCAUAACAUUUGUUUGUACAAUUAAAAUAAAUAUUUCUAUAGCAUAAUAUUUGUUUAUAUAAAUAUUAUGAGAAUAUUUAUUUUUGCAGAAGUUUUCCUUGCUAUUUUAUUUUCCCAAAUAUGCAUUCCAGAAAUCCAUAAGCAAUGGAGUUUGACCAGCUUCAUUGCUUUGGUUGUGCCUUCACUCAGUGUCUCUUUAUUUGAUUGGUCGUGAAAGUUCUCGCAAAGAACUUUCCAUUACAUGAAAAAGAGGCAGUCUUAUGGCCUGCAAGGCGUCUAUAGCGAUGAUACUUUUAUUAAUAUAGAUGAAUACAGAAUAGAAGAACAUAGUGUAUGUAGUCACACUAGUUGGCAUUACUUUGAAUCAUGAACACAAAUUUUUCCUCUCGAUAAAUUGUAUGUAAUGAGAAAGCAAUUAAUGUAUUUGUCUACAAAAAAAUAAAUAAAAAUGUCUUCCUG
Molecule: messenger RNA, 6553 nt
Organism: Myxocyprinus asiaticus (Chinese sucker)
Lineage: Eukaryota; Metazoa; Chordata; Actinopteri; Cypriniformes; Catostomidae
Gene: slc5a6a
Product: solute carrier family 5 member 6a
Exons: 16
Coding region: 196-2073 (625 amino acids)
Biological process (GO): sodium ion transport; biotin transport; pantothenate transmembrane transport
Cellular component (GO): membrane
Molecular function (GO): sodium-dependent multivitamin transmembrane transporter activity
Source: RefSeq, a predicted model, not a curated record